This is a messenger RNA of Manacus vitellinus (golden-collared manakin), 1064 nucleotides long. RefSeq lists its product as uncharacterized. The transcript is spliced from 10 exons. The coding region runs from base 30 to 1064 and encodes 344 amino acids. NCBI's taxonomy places the organism in Eukaryota, Metazoa, Chordata, Aves, Passeriformes, Pipridae. The record is from RefSeq and is a predicted model, not a curated record.
GGGGAGGUGCCUGGGCCCACACAGGAACCAUGGGACCAUCAGGAGAGGAGGAAGUGCAGAGCAUAAUCCUGAUCAGUGAUGAUGAGGCCGAGGACACUCUUGGGAAUUCUGUCCUGUUUGUAGACCCCCAGGAGAAAUCUACCCUGGGAGAGGAGAAACCUGAGGUUGUGGAUGAGGAAUGUGAAUUAAUGGUGACUUUCUGUAAACAAGCCAAUGUGAUGCCUCACGCGAGAUACGACUGCACCACACACCCCUUCGAGAGAACAGAAUGUGACACUUGCUCACCCCUGGGCAAAAACGCUGAGAUUUGUGACCAGUGCUACUGCUACAUCUGUGACAAACUGGCUUCUGAGUGCCAGAACUGGACAACCCCCUCCCUGUGCCACUGCAACGCCCACCACAAGAGCAGGUUCUGGAAGGAGCAGCGGGACUUUGCCCUGGCCGGGGUCCUGGUCAUGUUCAACCUGGAGCUCGCGGACAUCGACGCCGAGCUGCGCCACGGGGACCCUUUCUCUUAUAGACCCCUUAACUUUUUCAGGUAUUCUGACGUUUUUGCCCUGGUAACAAGAUUUUUAAAUCAGGCAGAGCAAGAAAGUCCUAAAGCUGCUGCUGUGAUGCUGCUGGGAGCAGCUAAAGAGAUUGCAUUGCACAAAGACCCUGCCCUAAGCUGGCAGAACCUUGGCCAUACUGAUUCACUAAAGAUUGCUGUCCCAUGUCUGUUCCAAAGGAUCACAACCCAACUUCAGAGGAUGCUGGUGUUGUGUGACUUUCCCAAAACUCUCUAUGAAAAGUUCAUUAGUUUCUUUCAGUCCAUCUCCCUUCCCUGUCACUGCUUUGGCUUCUCAAACAGCCUGAACGUGGUGCCCUGGGAUCACGUGUUGCUGACCACGGUCCUGAAAGGCCAGAACAUCACCGGGCAGAGGACCCAGAAAGGCAGGAAAGUAUUCCUCUGGGAAACACUCCCUGUCAUCGAGGCUCGAGUGGAGAAACUGGUAGACAAAAAGAACUAUAGAGAAGUUGUUCGUUACCUGAGAGCUGUGAAAUGCAAUGACACCAGAGGGUAA